This is a messenger RNA of Symbiodinium natans, 771 nucleotides long. Lineage: Eukaryota; Dinophyceae; Suessiales; Symbiodiniaceae. The record is from the annotation of a GenBank genome assembly.
AUGUUGGAGGGUCGCAACUGCUUGGCACUGUCUGUCGAGCAGCAGGGCUUCUUCCAAGAUCUAGCGAAAUUGCGCCUCGUGGCAUUCGGAGCACUUUCAGGUCUGGUGAUGUUGGACAAAGCGGGCAUUGUUCACAAUGACAUCAAGCCAGACAACCUGAUUUGGACAGAGGCCAAUCAUGGCUCCGGCCCUCGCGUCAAGAUCGUGGACUUCGGAUGCGCGCGUCUUGAUCACCGUUAUGAAAACGGCCGCAACUGGGCUCUUGCUGAAGGUGGAGCUGGCCACUUGGGCAAGUGGGCACCGGAAAUGACACUUCGCCUUGCCAUUGGUCAUCGCGCAGAUGUUUGGGGCACCGCUGUUUCCCUUUGUGAGCUACUUUGCGGGCGCACGGUCUGGCGAUCGGAGAUGGACACGGCGGAGGUGGUAAUGACUCAAGCGCUGGGAUUGUGCAACCUGCGCGAUGGCGUGCCGCCGUCUCUCCUCCGACGAAGUCCAUUGGAUGUGCGUCAGCUUUACACUCCAGCACCGCGACACUGGCCGUUGCGGCGAACUGCCUGCGGCCAGCUGGAGCCGCUCAGGCCGAAGCGCUGGGGACUUGAGCAAGUUCUCGGGCAAGGAUGGCAGAGCUCGGACAAGCUUGAGCUCGGACAAUUGCUCCUUGCUGCCUUGGUUCUGGAUCCUGCCUUCCGCCCGUCAGCGACACAAUUGCUGCAGUGCUGCAGCUUCCUCAACCCGAGGAUUUACGAGGCUGGCUCUGAAAGAGUUGGAUGA